CAGUGAUGCUCACGCUCCCUCCUCCCUCCCCUUCUAAAAUCACUUUACCCCGGGUCCGUCCUUUAACUUUCUCAUAACUAUGACGUCUAGAUUGCAAAGGGGAUUAAAGAUUGGGAUCUGGGACCGCCGUUGCAUAAUUAACUCCACCACCACGAGGAACUGAGUUAUUCCUCAGUCUCGUCGGAUACUCCUGACAAAGUGGCACAACGUGGGCGGUGCGUCUAAGGAGACGAUCUAUAGGCUACACCACCACCACAGCGGCUCCGCGCAGGAGUCCAGGAGCUGGGGAAUGAAGCGGCGGGGCAUGACGGUGUAACCUGGCGGAGAGUAAACCAUGCAUGUAAAAGGAGUUUUGGUCCGGGGCCAGCCUUGAAGGGUGAAGUGGGUAGGUGCAGCGUGGUGGUGCCCGUCUCAUGGUGCGCGUCUCUCCAAAGGUGGAUUCGGUUUCCAGUCCUGUAACACAAACUGACGGAGCGACUUCAUUCGAGCAGGCUGUUCGGGGAGAAACCAAGCCGAGCGGAAAGGACAGUUCAUCACCCGGAGGCCAACUGAAAUAUUUCUCCCGGGGUUUGUCAUUAAAUUAUCGUAAUGGAACAUGAUCUCUGAGAGUGCGGCUCGUUUGGAGACUGGUUUCUCUUGUGGCUGUGCGCGCCCUCGCCGCUGACAUUUCCAACAACAUCUUUGGCACCAUCGAGAAAAAACAAAACACAUUUUUGUUGUUGCGACUUUUCUUUUACUCAGUUAAACUCUGAGGAUAGUGUCGGUGGAGUGUGCAGAAGCGCAGCGAGGUGGAUUAAAAAAAAAAGGUUUUUAUCAAGUCACAAGAAGACAUCUGAUGACACAUGGAAAUUAUGUGAAAAAUAAAGAUCUGGAAAUGCGUCGCAAAUGCUUCUUUCUGCUGGAGGUGUGCGCCAUGGUAAGCCUUCUGCCGUCAGCCUCGUUAGCAGAUUUGACAUGUGAAGCUCUGCUCAUGCUGUCCGGGAAUUUCUCUCUACAGUCCCUGGCAGCCUCCUGGAACCAAACCCUGAGCAAUGCCACAGGUCAGUGGACCGGCUCAGGACUCUACUGUGACACCUCCAUCGAUGGCAUUGGCACCUGCUGGCCCAGGAGCAGCGCUGGUCAGAUGGUGUCGCGACCCUGUCCAGAGAUGUUCUACGGCGUCAGAUACAACACCACCAAUAAUGUUUAUAGGAAAUGUCUUGCAAAUGGGACAUGGGCGUUGAAGGGGAACUACUCCAUGUGUAAGGCCAUACUUCACGAGGAGAAAAAAGGCAAGAUGCACUACCAAAUAGCUGUGAUCAUAAACUUCCUGGGUCACUGCAUCUCGAUGGUGGCUCUGCUCAUAGCCUUCUUCCUCUUCUUGUGUUUGAGGAGCAUCCGCUGCCUGAGAAACAUCAUCCACUGGAACCUCAUCACCGCUUUCAUCCUGAGGAACGCCACCUGGUUUAUCGUCCAAAUGACCAUGAGCCCCGAGGUGCACGAAAGUAACGUGAUUUGGUGUCGCCUUGUCACUGCCUCCUUCAACUAUUUCCACUCCACCAACUUCUUUUGGAUGUUUGGCGAGGGCUGCUACCUCCACACCGCCAUCGUCCUCACCUACUCCACCGACAAGCUGCGCAAGUGGAUGUUCAUCUGCAUCGGCUGGUGUAUACCCUUCCCGAUAAUUGUGGCAUGGGCCAUUGGGAAGCUCUACUACGACAAUGAGAAGUGUUGGUUUGGGAAGCGAGCUGGCGUGUACACAGACUACAUCUACCAAGGACCCAUGAUUCUCGUGUUGGUGAUCAAUUUCAUUUUCCUCUUCAACAUCGUGAGAAUCCUGAUGACCAAGCUGCGAGCCUCCACCACGUCGGAAACUAUCCAGUACAGGAAAGCUGUGAAGGCGACACUGGUCCUCCUCCCGCUCCUGGGAAUCACCUAUAUGCUGUUUUUCGUGAACCCGGGGGAAGAUGAGAUCUCUCAAAUCGUCUUCAUAUAUUUCAACUCAUUUUUGGAAUCUUUCCAGGGCUUCUUUGUGUCAGUGUUUUACUGCUUCCUAAACAGUGAGGUGCGUUCAGCUGUGAGGAAGCGGUUCCACCGAUGGCAGGAGCAGCACUCCAUCCGAGCCAGGAUGACCCAGGCCAUGUCCAUCCCCACCUCACCUUCACGGGUCAGCUUUCACAGCAUCAAGCAGUCCACGUCGCUAUGAGAGAGGAGGCCGGCUUUUGUCCUACAUGUGUGCUUUGGGAGAAACCUCCAGCUGUCGUCGUCAUCAUUUUCUGCCACAUCACUGGAGUACACUAAAACACUUUCUGAGCUGGGGCUGAGGCUAGAGAGCAAGAGAGAGUGAGAGACUGCAUCAGUCUCUUAAACCUCAGGAGGGACAUUAUACAUUAGACUUUCAAGAGAAAAUGGAUGGGGACGGUGAAUAAGGACACUGCAGACUGACUUUAUGAAACGAGAGGUUAGUGGAUCAAGAGAUGCACGUGACCAAGCUAAGUUUGGAGUUUGGAUGUGAAUGUACAGCACUCCACAUUCUUUCAUGUUUGCCUGCCAUAGAAUUCUCUGUUGUAUUCCUGCUUGCACACUUUUAUUUUUGUAGCAACAACUUGGAUAUUGUGCCACUGGACUGCACUGAACUGGAUUCCACCACUCCAGCAGAAACUGGACUCGAAUGCUUACAGGGGCAUAGUCUAAGUUAUUAUAUAUGACAUUUUCAGAUUUUAUUUUCCUUUUUUUAUGUUCAUUUCGUCCUCACAAACAGCUGUCUGAUCAUAGUGUUUGUGUUAAUUUGGUGUCGUGCUAUCUUCCUCUCUGUUCUCCAUCAGCUUGGUUGCAGUCAUGUUGCUUUCAUCAACUUUCCAGAAGGGUUAAACACAUUCCAUACUUUCUACCUGAAGAGUUUUGUUCCAGAGUAAUGUGUCUGUGAAUACAUUUAUACAGAGUAAUUUGUUUUCUCUCUGAGAUUUAAAUGAGAAGAUUGAUACCACUCUCAUCACCAAAAAUCACCAAAAAUCACCUCCUGACUCCAGUCAGAAACUUAACAUACAGCUAUGAGAGUGGUCGCAAUCUUCUAACAUCAGUAACUCACAGAAAGUAGGCAAAGAAUUGAUUUUCCUAAAAUGCUUUGCUAAUUAAUUAUUAAUUUAUUUUUCUCAUAUAUUGCCUAAUUGUAGGGAUUAUUUUAUCCAAGCUGGAUGUGUAGUUUGACCGAAAUGAUCUUAAACCUGCUUUAACUCAAGUUUUGUUCGACCAUGAGACAUAUUAUCAUCCUAUAAAGCUGUUAUGAUGAACAUGUUAGCUAACUUAUUUCCAUGCUCAGUAGGCACAAAGCAGCAUUCAUUUAAAGUAUGUUUUUUGUUCACUUAAUGAAUGUAAGUCUCCCUUUUAGCUCUGGUUUUUGGUCUCCACCACCUGCUGAGGGAAAUAUCUGGCUCUGUAGCUGCUAAAUGCUCCACUGUGUUCACCAGCUGCUCUCUGACUGUGUCUGUCUGCUGUUUGCUGCUGAGCAGGUAGUGGAGAGUGGCUUUUUGGAGCUUCUUAGCCAAAAACAAAAGCUGAUGAGAGCAGUGAGACUGAACCAAAAGGUGUGGGCUGGAAAUCCAAAACAAUGAGC
Molecule: messenger RNA, 3592 nt
Organism: Lates calcarifer (barramundi perch)
Lineage: Eukaryota; Metazoa; Chordata; Actinopteri; Centropomidae
Product: corticotropin-releasing factor receptor 1
Exons: 14
Coding region: 836-2185 (449 amino acids)
Biological process (GO): cell surface receptor signaling pathway; adenylate cyclase-activating G protein-coupled receptor signaling pathway
Cellular component (GO): plasma membrane; neuron projection
Molecular function (GO): corticotropin-releasing hormone receptor activity; corticotropin-releasing hormone binding; corticotrophin-releasing factor receptor activity
Source: RefSeq, a predicted model, not a curated record